This is a messenger RNA of Pocillopora meandrina, 981 nucleotides long. Lineage: Eukaryota; Metazoa; Cnidaria; Anthozoa; Scleractinia; Pocilloporidae. The record is from the annotation of a GenBank genome assembly.
AUGGGAAACACGACAGCCGUGGAGGUGAACAGUUACUUUUCAGAACCGGUAGAUGCCAGAACAUUUCGCGCAUUAAUAGUAUCGUGGGCAUUACUCGGACUUAUCUCUGCUGGACUGAACCUUUUCGUGUGCGCCAUGGUGAUCUUUAACAAAAAGCUUCGCACAAUGACAAACUAUCUUGUUCUCAGCUUGUCUAUCUCUGAUCUGAUGGUAGCGGUUGUGUUUGUCCCUGUGUACAUCAUCGAUCAUUACGUCAAGACAGUCAUCGCAGGCUAUUUUGUAGCCUUCGUCUUAUUAACAACGGUUUUCAAUCUCUGUGGCGUCACAUACGAGCGUUAUAUCGCGUUGACACGACCUUUUCGUUAUCGAGCGAUCAUUAACAACCAAAAUGUGGCCGUGAUUAUCAGUAUCUCUUGGAUCCUUCCACUGAUUCUGUCUCUUCUUCCGUUGGCUUGGAACACCGACGCGACUUCCACCAUUCACAAAGCCUACCUGGCGACUAUUUUGGCCACUUGCAUCUUCAUUCCAUGUACGACAAUGGUGUGUGUUUACAUGGGUCUGUUAAGGGUGGUACAUCGUUUUGUGAUAAGAAAUAAGAAACGGACGUGCAAAGGUAACAAUACCGGAUACCGGGCGGGCAACGAAGAGAAAGCAGCAAGAGUAUUUGCCAUCGUUCUUGCGAUGUUCCUGGUUUGUUGGCUUCCUCUCAUCUACAUCAACAUCUGUUUGAUAACAGACCAGAGACAUCUUCUCUCUAAUGAACUUAUACUAAUCUCUUUUUACACCUUAGUUCUCAACUCCAUACUGGACCCUGUAAUCUUUGCACUUUAUAAAAAAGACUUUCGUGAGAUGUUGAAGAAGCGCUUAAGGCUCAAAUGUCCCGGCAAAGACCAAAAUGGCCACCCCAAAGAAGAUUCUGACAUGGGUUUAAGAAGGCUCUCUUUGAAAACCAAUAACUUUGAGGAGGUUACAUACCCCUAA